Molecule: messenger RNA, 1191 nt
Organism: Bipolaris sorokiniana ND90Pr
Lineage: Eukaryota; Fungi; Ascomycota; Dothideomycetes; Pleosporales; Pleosporaceae
Product: glycoside hydrolase family 11 protein
Exons: 2
Coding region: 365-1030 (221 amino acids)
Biological process (GO): xylan catabolic process
Molecular function (GO): hydrolase activity, hydrolyzing O-glycosyl compounds
Source: RefSeq, a predicted model, not a curated record
UGCUCGUUUUUCUCCAAAUACGAAACUUUUGGUCACGUCUCUUCUCCCAUUGGCUCCAGCCAGCUCCUCGUGAGCACUUUCUUUACGAAAAAGCCAAGUCGAACAGAUUACUGCCUACUUUCCGCCCUGCCUGUUUCUCGAUCUACAUCCUAGCUGAUAUUACUCUAGCAGAUGGAACACCGCUACCAUGACGAGGGUGUUUGUCUUGGCUGUGCACAACAUCCGGUCUUGUUUCCACUCACAUGCCAUAGGAGGGCGAGUAUAAAGCCAUCCUGAGCUGGCUCCAAGGUAGACUAUCCUCACCAACCAUCACCACAACCACCACUUCCUUUCGCUUCAUUCACUCAACAACAACACCAUAAAAAUGGUUUCUUUCACCUCCAUCAUCACCGCUGCUGUUGCGGCUACCGGCGCUCUUGCCGCCCCCGCCACUGAUGUGUCUCUCGUUGCCCGUCAGAACACCCCCAACGGCGAGGGUACCCACAACGGCUGCUUCUGGUCUUGGUGGUCUGAUGGCGGUGCCCGCGCUACCUACACCAACGGUGCCGGUGGUAGCUACAGCGUAAGCUGGGGAAGCGGUGGCAACCUCGUCGGUGGAAAGGGAUGGAACCCAGGAACUGCCCGUACCAUCACCUACUCUGGUAGCUACAACUACAACGGCAACUCCUACCUUGCCGUCUACGGCUGGACCCGCAAUCCCCUUGUCGAGUACUACGUCGUCGAGAACUUCGGCACCUACGACCCCUCUUCCCAGUCCCAGAACAAGGGUACUGUCAACUCUGACGGCUCUUCCUACAAGAUCGCUCAGUCGACCCGCACCAACCAGCCCUCCAUUGAUGGCACCAGGACCUUUCAGCAGUAUUGGUCUGUUCGUCAGAACAAGCGCUCUUCCGGCUCCGUCAACAUGAAGACUCACUUUGACGCCUGGGCCAGCAAGGGCAUGAGACUUGGCCAGCACUACUACCAGAUUGUUGCCACCGAGGGUUACUUCUCCACUGGUAACGCCCAGAUCACUGUCAACUGCCCAUAAAUUCUUCUCAGAGGAUUAAACGAAUGGCCCUGAUGGCUCUCUGAACGACUGGAAGAUGACAGGCGUGGUUUUUGGUUACGUGCUGUGCUAGCUGAGCUGGUGGAUUCUUUUCUGUAUAUACUAUCUUUGUCAACCCGAUUUGUCUAUAGCUUAACAAUGUC